GGGCCGAUCUGCGUAGGAGCGGGUGGCGGGGAAGAGAAGGGGGAGAGCUCAGAGUGGGAAGCGGAGCCGCGGGCCUGGGACCCGUCGCGUCAGAGCCAGGCAAGUGAACCGGAGCAAACGACUUCCGAUCCAGUCUGCGCUGCAGCGGCUCCCGUUUGGGAUUUGAUUUGCAGCAUCUUUGAGCUUGUACGACAGAAAAAAAAAAAAAAAAAGCCGCGAAGCACGCCCAGCCCUCGCCCGGCACCCCGCUACGCACCCACUCCCUCCCGGGGACACAGCUGGGCGCGUCCACACCCCCGCACCCCUACAUCAUGUUGUGCGGAAGGACUUCCACUCCCCGCCUGUGCCGUUGAUGUCAGACCCCAGGCCAUCCUCCGGGCGCUGCAGUUCUCCCGGCUAAUGCUGAGGCUGCGGCUCUAGCGCCGCCGUCGCCGCCCCCUCGGCCCCUGGGCCCACCGUCUGCAUGUGCCCGCCUUAGCCGCGUGCCCAGCCCGCAGCCCGCAGCCCGCAGGGAGAGCUGGAGACCACCGCGGGCGGACCCUUCUGCCCUCCGGAGAAGCGAUCUUGGACGUAUUGAUUUCGGUGGUUGGAUUCUUCCCGUGGAUCUAUCAAUUCGGUAUUCGGAUUUGGAAGAAAGAAGGAAAACAUGACGUCUCCAGCCAAAUUCAAAAAGGAUAAGGAGAUCAUAGCAGAGUACGAUACUCAGGUUAAAGAGAUUCGUGCUCAGCUCACAGAGCAGAUGAAAUGCCUGGAUCAGCAGUGUGAACUCCGGGUGCAGCUGCUGCAGGACCUCCAGGACUUCUUCCGGAAGAAGGCUGAGAUUGAGAUGGACUACUCCCGGAACCUGGAGAAGCUGGCUGAGCGCUUUCUGGCCAAGACCCGCAGCACCAAGGACCAGCAAUUCAAAAAGGAUCAAAACGUUCUCUCUCCUGUGAACUGCUGGAACCUCCUCUUAAACCAAGUGAAGCGGGAGAGCAGGGACCACACCACCCUGAGUGACAUCUACCUGAAUAACAUCAUUCCUCGCUUUGUCCAAGUCAGUGAGGACUCAGGAAGACUCUUUAAAAAGAGUAAAGAAGUUGGCCAGCAACUCCAAGAUGAUUUGAUGAAGGUCCUGAACGAGCUCUACUCGGUCAUGAAGACAUAUCACAUGUACAAUGCUGACAGCAUUAGUGCUCAGAGCAAACUGAAGGAGGCGGAGAAGCAGGAGGAGAAGCAAAUUGGUAAAUCGGUGAAGCAAGAGGACCGGCAGACUCCGCGCUCGCCUGACUCCACUGCCAAUGUCCGCAUUGAAGAGAAACAUGUCCGGAGGAGCUCAGUGAAGAAGAUAGAGAAGAUGAAAGAGAAGCGCCAAGCAAAGUACACGGAGAAUAAACUGAAGGCCAUUAAAGCCCGGAAUGAGUACUUACUGGCUUUGGAAGCCACCAAUGCCUCAGUCUUCAAGUACUACAUCCACGACCUGUCCGACCUUAUUGAUCAGUGUUGUGAUUUAGGCUACCAUGCUAGCCUGAACAGGGCUCUGCGCACCUUCCUUUCUGCUGAAUUAAAUCUGGAGCAGUCGAAGCACGAGGGUCUGGAUGCCAUCGAGAAUGCAGUUGAAAAUCUGGAUGCCACAAGUGACAAGCAGCGUCUCAUGGAGAUGUACAACAAUGUCUUCUGUCCCCCUAUGAAGUUUGAGUUCCAGCCCCACAUGGGGGACAUGGCUUCCCAGCUCUGUGCCCAGCAGCCUGUCCAGAGUGAGCUGGUGCAGAGGUGCCAACAGCUACAGUCUCGUUUAUCAACUCUGAAGAUUGAGAACGAAGAGGUAAAGAAGACAAUGGAGGCCACCCUGCAAACCAUCCAGGACAUUGUGACUGUCGAGGAUUUUGAUGUGUCUGACUGCUUCCAGUACAGCAACUCCAUGGAGUCGGUUAAGUCCACCGUUUCAGAAACCUUUAUGAGCAAACCCAGCAUUGCUAAGAGGAGAGCCAACCAGCAAGAGACAGAGCAGUUUUAUUUCACGAAAAUGAAGGAGUACCUAGAGGGCAGGAACCUCAUCACCAAGUUACAAGCCAAGCAUGACCUUCUGCAGAAAACCCUGGGAGAAAGUCAGCGAACAGACUGCAGUCUGGCCAGGCGUAGCUCAACCGUGAGGAAACAGGACUCAGGCCAAGCAAUUCCUCUGGUAGUAGAAAGCUGUAUCCGGUUUAUCAGCAGGCAUGGAUUACAGCAUGAAGGAAUUUUCCGGGUGUCAGGAUCCCAGGUGGAAGUGAAUGACAUCAAAAAUGCUUUUGAGAGAGGAGAAGACCCCCUGGCUGGUGACCAGAAUGACCAUGACAUGGACUCCAUCGCAGGUGUCCUGAAGCUUUACUUCCGGGGGCUGGAACACCCUCUCUUCCCUAAGGACAUCUUCCAUGACCUGACAGCCUGCGUCACUAUGGAAAACCUGCAGGAGAGAGCACUGCACAUCCGCAAAGUCCUCCUGGUCUUACCCAAAACCACUCUGAUCAUCAUGAGAUACCUCUUUGCCUUCCUCAAUCAUUUAUCACAGUUCAGUGAAGAGAACAUGAUGGACCCCUACAACCUCGCCAUAUGCUUCGGACCCUCGCUGAUGUCAGUGCCAGAGGGCCAUGACCAGGUGUCCUGCCAAGCCCACGUGAAUGAGCUGAUCAAAACCAUCAUCAUCCAGCAUGAGAACAUUUUCCCAAACCCCAGGGAGCUGGAGGGCCCUGUCUACAGCAGAGGAGGAAGCCUGGAAGAUUACUGUGACAGCCCUCAUGGAGAGACUACCUCUGCUGAAGAUUCCACCCAGGAUGUGACCACAGAGCAUCACACAAGCGAUGAUGAGUGUGAGCCCAUUGAGGCCAUUGCCAAGUUCGACUAUGUGGGCCGGACAGCACGAGAACUGUCCUUCAAGAAAGGAGCGUCCCUGCUGCUUUACCAGCGGGCAUCCGACGACUGGUGGGAAGGCCGCCACAAUGGCAUCGACGGACUCAUCCCCCAUCAGUACAUCGUGGUCCAAGACACCGAGGACGGUGUCGUGGAGAGGUGCAGCCCCAAGUCUGAGAUUGAGGUCAUUUCUGAGCCACCUGAAGAAAAGGUGACAGCCAGAGCGGGGGCCAGCGGUCCCAGUGGGGGUCAUGUAGCCGAUAUUUAUCUUGCAAACAUCAACAAGCAAAGGAAGCGUCCAGAAUCUGGGAGCAUCCGGAAAACGUUUCGUAGCGACAGCCAUGGGCUGAGCAGUCCCCUGACUGACUCCUCCCCGGGGGUGGGGGCUAGCUGCCGCCCGUCCUCCCAGCCCAUCAUGAGCCAGAGUCUCCCCAAGGAAGGUCCAGAUAAAUGUUCCAUCAGCGGGCAUGGGAGCCUCAACUCCAUCAGCCGCCACUCCUCCCUCAAGAAUCGGCUGGACAGUCCACAGAUCCGGAAGACUGCCACAGCGGGAAGGUCAAAGAGCUUCAAUAGCCAUCGGCCCAUGGACCCUGAAGUCAUUGCACAGGAUAUUGAGGCAACCAUGAACUCGGCCCUGAACGAGCUGCGGGAGCUCGAGCGGCAGAGCAAUGUCAAGCACACCCCCGACGUGGUUCUGGACACCUUGGAGCCCCUCAAAACUUCCCCAGUGGUUGCCCCCACAUCGGAGCCCUCCAGCCCUCUGCACACCCAGCUCCUCAAGGACCCCGAGCCCGCUUUCCAGCGCAGCGCCAGUACCGCCGGGGACAUCGCCUGCGCCUUCCGACCCGUCAAGUCCGUUAAGAUGGCCGCCCCCAUCAAACCACCAGCCACACGGCCCAAGCCCACCGUCUUCCCCAAAACAAAUGCCACCAGCCCUGGUGUCAACUCCUCAGCUUCCCCACAGUCCACUGAUAAGUCUUGUACUGUCUGAGGGGUGUAAUUUAAUUUGUCCUAGACAAAGGGACUCUAGGGACUGACUGUUAUUAAAAUAUUCCUAUUUAACUAGUUUGGGGACUUGAGUUGACGAUUAGAUUCUAAGUUGUUCUUGCAGGAAUUAGCCUCCCCAUCACCCAAAACCUUGAGAAUGAAGCCCUUGUUCCUUGGCCUUCCCUCCUACCGCCCCAUGCAUCCCCCAGUGGUCGUAAUCCAGCCAGUUGCAGUAAUACCGUUCUUAGGUUAGCCAGAGGCAGCGCGUUUCCCAUCAAGUCACUGUGAAAUCUGACAAGGCAAACCAAGAGGACACAGGCCUAAGCCUCAGUCCCCUCAGACCCCUCCAUGCCUUGACCAGACAGUUGGCUCCUGCCACCCAGCUUUCAGUGGCAUCUUGUUUUGGGUACUAAUUGUAGAGACUCAUAGAUAUUCUAUUCCAUUCCUCAUUUUACACACACACACUUCUCAUCUCGCAUGUGUAGCCUCUUCUGCUCCCUGGACAGUCUCUAAGUUAUUAUUGUGGCGGUUCACAUAGGAGCCACCAGGGGCCUCCGUUUCCAUUACAAACUUUGUCCUAACUGGAUCAGAGAACCUCGCCGUUGAAAUCCCUCAAUGGCAUGACAGGAACAGCACAGGGACAGUCCUGGGGUCUGUGUGGGCUCGGGGGCUUUCUCUGCCGUCUCUCCGUUGCUGUGAUUUGCUCAUUGCUGUUGGCUUUGCUCUCCUUCCUGCUCUAGAAGUACAGCCCCAUCUUACCACAGAGCGUUUACAGUUUCUCGGAAUGUAUAGAGCCAUCUCACCUGGAAACUUUGUCUCUGACGGACCAUUUUCCAUUUAAGACAUUUUCCUGUGUAAGAAAGUUUUAUAGUUGAUUCCCUUUAGGCUAAAGACUCUUAAGAAUGUUAAUGCAUAUAUGGCAGGUUUGAAAAAGGUAAGAUAUGGGUUCUUCUGCUGCCCCCAUUAUUUUGGCACUUAGAAACAUAAAAAUGCAUUAUCCUAUCCAAAAAUUAAAUUCAGUUUUGCUAAUCCCAAAGUUGCUCCCGAUGAACAGCCUUAGUUUUGCUGUUGGACAGGGUUCUCUUGCUCUCCUUGCUCUCUCUGUCUCUUCAGGGACCAACGGGGGCUUCGAGAAUUCUGGUCAUAUUCAAGCGAGACUCUAUCCGUUCAAGCCUGUUUUCACUUAUCAGAACAAGGACAGUUAAGAGAACUCUGACCCCACAGGCUCUAAAGUCUUCCAAAGUUAAAAUCUAAAGCAAAGAAAAAAAUGGAUGAUGAUUUUUUUUUCUGAUUUCCCUCUAAACUGCAAAAAAAUGCUACCUUAAGGCUUACUGUAAUUCAGUCUCCAGCCCUAGUGCUCUCCGUCCCAGCCACCUCAGAACCACACCAGCCCAGCAGUACCUGUUUCCUGGGCCUCAGAUAGCAACUCGCAUCCAGUCCUUCCAACACGCAAGCUGUGCCUUGAUUUCAGCUCACUAGACUUGGUAGUUCAGAGGAGAUGGAGGGCGUCUCUUCCUGCAGGGACCAGCUGUGAGGAUGGUUGUUGGUGCUCCGGGAAGUGGUAGGAUUGUUCCUGCCAGGUCUGAAGGAAGACAAGGAGCUUUGUGGGAAAUGACUUGUGAGAAGGAGCACCAUCAGGACAGCCAAGACCCAGGAGAAGCCUCCCUUAGCAGGAAGGGCUGCCCUGCAAGAGGCGACCCACCAGCUUUAGAAUCUCGGUUUUUGUUGCUUUCUUCAGUGGCCUGUCCUUGUCUGUCAGCUGGACUUACACAGGUCCUGAGCCAAGAGGGGCUCUCAUUCCCAAGGAUCUGUUAAAUUGCUGAAAAUGAAGCCCACCCUUCACUUGACAUUCCCAUUCAUCCGGUUGAUCUGCGCUGAUCCCAACCCUGCCCUUUUCCCAGACUCCAGCACUCUCUCUGCUAAGAAAGGAAGAGCAAAGCUUGCUGAAUGCAGUGCAUUAGGCCUGUGCCAUGGCUCCUGCCUUAUUUCUCUCCCAACUCUGCAACAUGGCUUGUGUUUGCUGUCCCUCGGUCAGCGUCCACCUGCUGAUGUGCAUCAGGAACUCAACAAUGUCACUGACGAAAACCAGCUCCCUUUCCCCCAAGCCACCACCACUCUUGGAGCCGAGCUGUCUUCCCCAUCGCUGGUGCUCCAGGUAUCUGAUAGACAGGCCCGGCCGGAGGACUAGGCGCCCACAGGAGGAGAAUCCUCAGUAGAGCUCACUAUAGUCAACUGGAACUGAACUUGCACACUGUGAUUUUCACACCAAGAAGCCAAGAGGAGCUGGCCGCCCAGACCUCGGGAAACCAGUCCUCCUUAGAUGUGCUUGCCAGAAUCAGCAUGAUGCUUCCAAGAGCCCCCGCUGUGCCCCUGGAGGCUUGGAUCCUUUUCCUGGUGUGGACUCUGAAGGCUCAGUUGGGGGAGGGGGGAGAGCAGUGGGGGAGGGCUACCAGCAUCCCAACAUGGACAACAGAGGACUUAGCAGCCAGCAGCCUAGAAACUGGAAACACUGGUCCCAGCCAACCUCCUCAGGGCGCCCGGGUUUCUCCCUAAGAAGAUGAGGGGCGAUGACACCAGCGCCGGGAUGAGCUGACCACUGGAAGGGCUGGUGUCCGUGUAACUUCCUGCGUGCAGAAGAGCAGUUAGAUCCUCCAGGGAAUUGCAAUGUUGUGGCGUCUGACUUGUAUGUCACGUUUGUGUACAAUGGUAUAUUCUUUACAAUAGUGUUGAUAACUGGAAUAUUGUAUGUAUGCUUGGAGAUGCUUCGUGUGAACCUAAGACUGUCACUUGACAGAUGUUGGAUUGGGGAAAAUCCAAAGCACAACUUCAAAAUAAAAUACAUUUUUAGGUUUCCAUCA
This is a messenger RNA of Ochotona curzoniae (black-lipped pika), 6713 nucleotides long. It is a transcript of the gene SRGAP2, whose product is annotated as SLIT-ROBO Rho GTPase activating protein 2. The transcript has 23 exons. Gene Ontology annotation, molecular function: protein binding. Bases 647 to 3859 code for a protein of 1070 amino acids. NCBI's taxonomy places the organism in Eukaryota, Metazoa, Chordata, Mammalia, Lagomorpha, Ochotonidae. Gene Ontology annotation, cellular component: cytoplasm. The record is from RefSeq and is a predicted model, not a curated record. Gene Ontology annotation, biological process: negative regulation of cell migration; signal transduction.